AUGGCUCGAGCAGCUAUCAUUCCAAAGUCAUCCCCAAAACGGACCACCCGUGGCCGUCCCCCAGCCAGCACCGUUAAAGCCGCAGGUGUCACCGCAGCAAGCAAACCGGUCGCGAGGACUGCAAGGACAAAGACAGGAACUUCUGCAACAGAAACCAGAAAAAGAACUACGAGAACUGCAACGGCGACAAGUGUGAGCAGUAAACAGCCGGACUCUGACACGGAGGAGGCUACGGACGACGAACUGGGAGUCAUAGAUACGAAAGAGAAAGCGAAACUAGGCAGACCCAAAGGGAAGAGCUCAACUUCUUCUACAAGCGCUACAGGUCGGGGGAGAAGACCCGCGACUCCUGCAGCUGCGGAGUGUGAGAGCGACAACGAUGAGGACGAGCUGGCGCAGACCGAUGCCCCCAAGAAGCGACCUGGACGACCAAGGACAAAGCCGCUGCCAAAGGAGGACGAAGUAAAACCCGAGACAGCACCUAGACCGAGAGGCCGACCGAGGGCAACUGCCGCGACAAAGCCUGCUGCCACUACAGCUGCCGAUAAAAACAGUACAAAGAAGAAGACUCGAGCACAGACGGGCGCGGCCGAAGCAUCGAGGAGCGGUUCCAAACAUGCAGUCAUCACGACGAACUCCACGGCCAUGAGGUCAAACCUGCUCCGUGGACCAGCUAAGAAGAAAACCGUCACAUUCAAGGAUGUGUCCGAUUCCGAAGACGAGGAUGCCAUCGAACCCGCUCCUGCUACGACUGGAAGACGACGAGCAGCAACUACAGCAUCAGGCAAGGUUGGUCUGGGAGCCAAACCAGUUCGCAAGCCUGCUACAACUACUGUCCGGGGUCGCAAACCUGCGGUUUCCAAGAAGGAAGCCAAUAAGCCUCUCUCACCCAAGAAAGCCAACCAAGUUGCCAAAUCGAUUUCCUCAUAUGUCAGCUCAGACGGAGAGGAUGAUGAACUCAGCAGCGUCAAGGACCAAAUAAAGCUCGUCAUAAAUUCGCCCCUCAAACAAGGAUCAGAAACUACUGGGUUGAGCUCUCCUGUGCGAAAAAUCAACUUCACCCCAAGAAAAUUCAACCAGUCGGUGGACGAAAAUGGCGAGCCCACCCUUCAACCUACGAAGGCUAUCGACUUUAGUGACUCGCUCUUUAUGUCCAGUCCUGCCCGGCGACCCACCCCUUCUCCCUUCCACUACACCGUCAAGGAGACACCGAGACGAGCUCGCUUGUCCUUUAGAGGUAACGAGAAAUCGAUUGCCCAGCCGAGCUUGACGCCAACUCAAAAUUCACCACUCAAAGCGUCUCCAAAGAAGGCCCACUUGGAGACACCCAGACACGGAGGCUUGGGUCUCCGCGAGGAAAUCAUGCCAUUAUCACAGCCGAAUUUCACCCCAGGACACAAUUCACCCCUCAAAUCGUCCCCUAAGAAAGGCAUCUUUGGUGUAUCUUUCACACAGGCUCCCUUGCAGGAAUCAUCGACGCCGUUCAAGUCCCGGUCGCUGUUGCUCCAAAGCCCUGCAAAGAGAAUUGCUUCUCCGUUCAAAAACUCUCUCUUCUCGAGUGUCCGUUCAAUGCCAGAAUUGCAUCAAAAUGAAAGCAGGAGGGAUCAUGUUACCGCUGCCGACGAGGCCAAUGAUGCGGACGAUGUUGAACAUGUUGAAUCGUCUCUCAGGACUCCUGAACCUGAAGGGCGGAUUGAAGUCGAUUAUGGUGACGAAGGAAUGGAUCAAGACGACGAGAUGGAACAAGAAUCGUCCGAGGAGCAUCAUGUCGUGGUAUCUCCAGCGCACUGUGUUGAUUCUCAUAACAUGAAUGACGACCAGCAAACAGAAUCAAUAGCUCCAGAUGAUGUCGAGAACACUCGAGAACAGCUGUCCGAUCAUGAUGAUGUCGUCGACAAGUGGGCCGGUGACUCACUUGACGAUCAUGUAGAAGAUGCUCGUCGGGAGAGUGCCGAGAAUCUUCGAGCUUACGAGUUGGUCGACGAAGAUCCUGAAGUCGAUUGCGAAGAGCCUGGCGAUGUAGCUUUUGACGCAGAAGCUGCGGAGUAUCACGCCGAGAGCCUUGCCGAGGAGGAACCUCGAGUGCUAGACGACAACCACAGUGAAGAGGGUUCUGAGAUUGAUGAGAACGAUGGUCAUCCGGCGGAGGAAAGCACAGUCGGCCAUGCCGCCUCUGUUAGCAACAUGGAUACCCACGCCGAGCAAAUCGGCCUUGCGUCUGAUUAUGAUGAAGCAGAGGAUCCGGACGCAACCGAGUCAGAACCAGAGGAAGAGCACAUGAUUCAGGACGCAUACGGCCGAGAGGUUCAAGCUAUGACAGAGGAGUCAAGCCUGCCCUUUCAGCGACACUCGCUUGGGGGGCUUGAAGAUGUUUUCACUGAUGCCGCGGUCGCUGAUGAAGGCGUCGACGGUGAAUCGGACACUGACCCCGUCGCGGAGACUAUGGCAAGUGCCGCACUUAAAGGCGACGUUCAACCUGAUGAGCUCCACGAUGAGUAUGUUGAUUUCCACGAUAGCGAAUUCUUUGAUGAUAACGAGGCGACACUCGUUGCAUUUUAUACCACGGACCACUAUAUCUAUGACGUCCAGCCUGAUGCACAACCGAAUGCACAAUCAGACCCUCAGCUAGAUGCUCAGCAGGGACUGGAACGAGUAAAUAGCCCCAUUCAUGGCCAGGAUCGUUCCCUUCUAUCACAAGUCUCGACAACUCAUGAUGCUAUUGCCUACCAUGGUAAUAUGGAUUACCAGGAAGAAGAGGAUGUGUCUGAGUCCGAGUUCACCACGGAUAUUCAAAGUUAUUCAUUCGAGCAUAAUGACCGGCCCGAAUCAUCUACCUCCGCGGCAGUUUCCAAUCACUAUCCGGAAAGCGGAUCUCUGAUGCAGCAAAAGCGUCCUCGGUUCACGCUUUUGGCAGAGCAGCUCAGCCAAUGGAAAGCUAGCAGCCCCGAGAAGGCCCAGCCAAAACGCCCCGGGCGAGGUGUGUUCUCCAUCGGAGGACUUAGAAGGUCUUCUCGUCGUGGGUCUCGUAUUGCUCAAGAAGUGGCCUACCCUGACAUCGAGGAUCGUCUUGUAUCCCCUUGGAAUCAAGCUUCGGAUCAUCCUCGCGACAGCGAGAUCUACGCUGGUGUUCCAGAAAUCUACGAGGACCAGGAUGACCAAGAAUUGGACGAGUCUCAUGCUGAUGCUGUGGCGACAUCAUCUCCCCAGAGAGAGCCUAUGACCGAGUUGUUCAGCGAGCCGCAACCCGAGUUCGCUGAGCCGACUGCGUACGAAGAGUUCCUGAACCGUCAGCCUGCGCAUGCUUCUGAUCUCGCCAAGAGCCCAGUUGUGUUGCCCAGCUCUCUGAAUGAAGACAAUGCGGAGGAGAACAAGGAGAACAAAAUAGUGGAAUUGCCUGCUCCUGUCACACCCAUCAAGCAGAAAAAUAUCCCUCUACAAACCUUCCAUACGGUAUCCAAAGUACCUCUGAAGCCGGAAGGUCAAGUUUCACCCUUGAAACUGUCCCGCAAAAGAGGUCGAUCGCUUUCAAUCACUUCACCUGUCCGCUCUUCUCCCCGACUCCGAAAGCCUGUCUUUGCUCCCCAGGAGCAGAGUACGGCACAAACCUCUCCUCGCAAGAUGCCCAAACUCCAACAUAACGAAACUCCUAGAUCUCAAAAAGGUGACUCCAGGCGAAAGAGCGUUAGCAGCCAGUCGCGCAGGCGUUCCGUGGCGCCUUCAGCAUCUCCCAGCCCCUCAAAGACUCCUCGCAGAAACAUCGCUGCAUGUGAAAAUGUUCUUGGAGGAGCGGUUGUAUAUGUGGAUGUCCAUACGACUGAGGGAGAAGAUGCCAGCGGUAUAUUCAUUGAACUUCUGCAGCAGAUGGGAGCUCGAUGCGUCAAGAGUUGGGGAUGGAAUCCUCGUGCAAGCAUGUCGUCAGCCGAUAUGACAAACCGCAGAGACAGCAAGGUGGGAAUUACCCACGUUGUGUUCAAGGAUGGAGGAGUGAGAACCCUGGAAAAGGUCAGACAAGCGGCUGGCCUCGUCAAGUGUGUCGGUGUCGGCUGGGUUCUUGAUUGCGAGCGAGAGAACAAAUGGCUUGAUGAAACCCACUACGCAGUCGAUAGCUCCAUCAUCCCCCGUGGUGGUGCCAAACGCAGAAAGAGCAUGGAACCUCGGGCCUUGAGCAACGUCAACGGAACUCUGAUCAAAGCGGACAACACCGCGUCAGCAUCUGCAUCCGGCAGACGCUCUGGGGCCGACUUUAACACCAUGGAUGAUUUCAUGAGACAGACCCCUCCACUUUCGCAGGGAGAGCCUUCGACUCCGGAGAGCAACAGAAAGUACACCGUAACCCAUACCGAGGCUGAUCAGCGAUAUUGCCAAACACCAAAGUCCCCAGACACAUCUGGAUACGAUUUCAGCAGGAUGGACAACAUCGGAAUGUCCCCUGCCACUCCAUUCUAUCUUUCUCAAAGAUCCAGGCUCGUCCAACAGACGUGCCCGCCAAAGCAAAUUCGACAGGGUCUCUUUUCAACUUCGUCAUCGGUCGAUGAUGAGCCUACUCAAAAACUACGAUUCAAGCUGGAAGCUGCGAGACGAAAGAGUCUUGCUUUUAAGCCCAAGGUUGGCAGCCCACUGAUCAAUUGA
Messenger RNA from Aspergillus thermomutatus, 4629 nucleotides. RefSeq lists its product as uncharacterized. The record is from RefSeq and is a predicted model, not a curated record. Bases 1 to 4629 code for a protein of 1542 amino acids. The transcript is spliced from 2 exons. Gene Ontology annotation, biological process: mitotic cell cycle. NCBI's taxonomy places the organism in Eukaryota, Fungi, Ascomycota, Eurotiomycetes, Eurotiales, Aspergillaceae.